Messenger RNA from Aspergillus ibericus CBS 121593, 1728 nucleotides. RefSeq names its product dimethylaniline monooxygenase. Lineage: Eukaryota; Fungi; Ascomycota; Eurotiomycetes; Eurotiales; Aspergillaceae. Gene Ontology annotation, molecular function: oxidoreductase activity. The record is from RefSeq and is a predicted model, not a curated record. The transcript is spliced from 4 exons. Bases 1 to 1728 code for a protein of 575 amino acids.
AUGCACCCUCAAAAGCAACAUGUGGAGGUGAUCGUGGUGGGGGCAGGACUGGGUGGUCUGGCAGCGGCCAAAACGUAUCUCGAGCUGGCACCGCAAACGGAUUUGCUAAUUAUUGAAGGGCGUUCGGCUGUAGGUGGCGUAUGGGCGGAGAACAGUUAUGACGGUCUCCAGACCAACAAUCUUUAUGGAACGUAUGAGUUUUCGGAUUUUCCGCUGGACCAGAACAAGUACGAUGUCCGACCAGAAGCCCACAUCCCUGGGUAUGUCCUGAAGCAGUACUUUGGCGAUUUCGCAGAGCAUUUCGACCUUCAGCGCCGGAUUCGCUUCAACACCCGUGUUCACAAGGUCGAGAAAGUCGACGGGUGUUGGAAGGUUCAGGCGCAAACGAUCGGCGAUGCGGAGACGCUGUACACGUGUACCAAGCUUAUCAUGUGCACCGGCCUUUCCUCGACACCGAAUGACAUAUCCAUCCCAGGACAAGAAAGCUUUGGAAGACCCAUGAUGAAUCAGACUCGGCUCGGAAAAGAGGGUGUUUCACUGGCAUGUGAUCCCACGGUCAAGUCCGUGACCGUGAUUGGCGCAUCAAAGUAUGGAUACGACGCUGUGUAUAUGAUGGCCUCGCACGGCAAGCAAGUGGACUGGAUCAAUCGCAAGUCAGGCGGGGGUGCUGUGUGGAUGGCUUUGCCUUGGGUUUGGUUUGGACGUUGGCGGGUCAAGCUGGAGGGCCUAACCACCACGCGGUUUGUUAGCUGGUUCAGUCCAUGCAUCUGGGGGGAGUAUGACGGCUUUGGAUGGGUGAGAGGAUUGCUCCAUGGCACCGCCCUGGGAAGGUGGCUAGUGCGUUCAUUCUGGCACAAGAUGAGUGGGGAUGUUGUCGAGGUUAAUGGCUACCGGAAGGCAGAUGCACUGAAGCAUCUGGAGCCAGAUGAAGGGUUAUUCUGGACAGGUCGCUUUGGGAUUCUCAGCUAUCCCAAGCAUAUCUAUGAUUUCGUCCGGUCAGGGCAAGUGACAGUAAGCAGGAAGGAUAUAUCGCACUUGUCAGAAGGCAACGUCCAUUUUACCGAUGGGACAUCCCUGCAAACCGACGCCCUUGUCGCCAUCACCGGCUGGGAUUUAGCCCCGACCAUCACAUACGAGCCCAAGGGCCUAGAUAUUAGCCUCGGGGUUCCAACCCGCGAUCUAUGCGACGAACAAAUUUUCUGGGACCGGUUUGAUCGGGCCGCCGAUGAAGAGAUACUGGCUCAAUUUCCCGCUCUGCGUCACCAGCCGGCCGCGAAGAUCCCAUAUAAACCAGGAGUGAGCUCCUUCAGGUUCUACCGUGGCAUUGCACCCCCAAAAUUGACCGCCGAAGGCGAUCACUCCAUCGCAUUCAUGAAGAUGAUCAAUGGCCCAAGCAACGCCCUUUUGGCCGAGGCACAGGCUCUGUGGACAUAUGCGUACCUCAAUGACAAGUUUCCAAUUGACCGGUCGAAUGUGUAUCAUCAGACGGCUCGGACCAGUCGAUUCGGGAAACAUCGGUAUCCUUGUGGCUUCGGGUCCUGGUAUCCUGAGACGGUCUUUGAUGCGAUGCCAUAUGUGGAUAUGCUUUUGAUGGAUCUGGGGAUCAACCGAUGGCGAAAGACAAGUGGGAUUCGGGAGGUGUUUGAGGAGUAUACCAUCCACGAUUACCGCGGCAUUAAUCGAGAGUGGAGAGAUGCACAGCAGCGGCAGAAAGCAGCCCUGCCUUAG